This is a messenger RNA of Seminavis robusta, 1042 nucleotides long. The record is from the annotation of a GenBank genome assembly. Lineage: Eukaryota; Bacillariophyta; Bacillariophyceae; Naviculales; Naviculaceae.
GUGUGAGACGUGGCACAUCUUCACCGCUUUGUACCUCCUUAGCUCACUAAAGAAUUCGGGUACCGGUACCUGGUAAGGACAACAGGGGACACCACACCCUAUUCUAUCCACCAUGGAACGACGACAAGAAGAAGAAGAAGAAGAAGGAGCAGGAAAUGAAGAACUUUUGAAGGGGGAGAAGAGAUCGACGUCAAAGAUUUGCUGCCCCCACCUCCCUCCAGCAAAAAGAAGAAAUGUCAACAAGAACAAGAGCGCCAAGAAAGCGACCACCUUGCUGGAAAGCUUCCAAACCAUGAUCCCUCGAGAUAUUGUUGUCAAGAAGAUCAUGCCUUAUUUGGAUCGUCCAUCGGUCGUCGUCAUGAUGAGCGAAACUUUGAAGAAGGAGCUUGGAUAUCUCCGACUGCACGAGAAUUUUUGUAACGAACAUGGUACCGGUAAGAAAACCAGGAACCAAUUAAAGGAGGAGGGACAUUUGGAACAAGAAGAAGACCAGGAUGAAGAGGAGGUUGCUGUGGAAAAAGAAGCUGAUGCAGAUGCACAUGAAGUUGACUUGGUAGUGUGUUUGGACUGCGUCAAGGAAGAUGAGGAAGGUGAAAUUCGUUGCGACAAAUGCGACACGUUUUUCUCAGAAGAAGAGAUGGAGGACGGGUGUUCUGAUUGUCACCCCAAUAACCGAUUCUGUGACAGUUGUUACAGUGAUAUUGGGGAAACAUGCAAAUUUUGCCACGUAACCUAUUGUGAGUGCCAAAAACAACGAAGUUUAUCCUGCUGUGGUUGUUGUGAGGAGUGGUUCUGUGAAUGCCACCACGAAGAUCGAGAAUUCGUUGGUUAUGACUAUUGUACCUUCGAGUGUGCCAACAAUGGCACCGAGACUUUCUAUGACGAGGAGUAUGAUUGAUGGUAUUACGAGUCGGAUGAUUGUGCAGACUACGAAUCCGAUAACGAUGAUUGAUUAGACUAUUGGUCCUACUGCGCCGUGAAACUAUUAUUACAUACUGAAUAAUAUGGUUAUUAUAGUCAUUGGCUUGAUAGCCUGUCGACC